AUGGGACAUUUCGGCCACAUGCGCAUCCACGAGAGCGGCCUUGACCGCACUCCCAUCAAACCCACUAAAUCCAACACAUCCACCGUGCACACCCCCAAUCUCGUUCCAUCCGUCCGGGACACCACCACCACCGCCUCCUCCUCUGUCUCUGACACUGACACCACCGAAUCCCAUGCACAUUCACCUCACGCAUUGGCCUGGUCGGUCACUUGCGAAUCCAUCGCACAGAAACUGGCGAACCAGUGCCAGGAGCACCCACCUAUACCCACCAACUUCCCACACUGUCCUCGCGCUUUCAGGCAUCGCAUGAGCCUAUUCGGCCACAUGCGCUUCCACGACGACCUGCGGUAG
This is a messenger RNA of Spirometra erinaceieuropaei, 351 nucleotides long. The record is from the annotation of a GenBank genome assembly. Lineage: Eukaryota; Metazoa; Platyhelminthes; Cestoda; Diphyllobothriidea; Diphyllobothriidae.